AUGUUUGAUUCCAAGUGGGAAGUUCGCCACGGCGCUCUCUUAUCGUUACGGCAGAUUCUUCUAUCCGCUCACUUCACAGCUGCUGUCGAAGCUGUUCGUCCAGUGGCGGACAACAUCAUGCAGCGAAGUUUCGUUGAUAAGUGGCUGGAAGAGUGUUUGAUACGAUGCAUCUGUGUACUUGCCUUGGAUCAGUUUGUGGACUACUCGGCGGAUGGGUCGGUUUCUCCUGUACGCGAGGUUUGCGCGCAGGUUUUCGGUAUUUUGCUUGGUAGUCUCUCGAGCGAAGCGACUCUGGUGGGGUAUUUGCAAGUUGUGCGGACGCUGUUCAGUGGAUCAACGUGGCAGGCUUGUCAUGGUGGGCUCUUAGGACUGAAAUAUCUGGUCCAAGCUCAUAAGAAGCAUGCGCAAGUGCUGAUUCCGCUCUUUUAUGAUGAUGUUGUGACGGCAUUCUCCCAUUCCGAUUCAGAAGAGGACGUGCUCGUCCUGGCCGCUGACAUACUUCGAGAUUUCGUUUCGUUCUUGGAUCGUGUUGAGCGUGUGAAGAUUGCGAGUGCUGCUGAAAUGUUGUGGGGUUCCUUGGAGCGUCACGAAAAAGCUGGGAUGGUUACCUCAAGCAUUGUCCGAGCACUAAGCUCUUGGCACAGUCACCCAAGAGUUUCAGAACGUUUGCAGAGUAAUAUUGGAGUUCAGACAGCUCUUUGGCAGAACUUAUCGCGUACAGUUCCAAUUCUUCAUCACCAUGCGCAAUCUGUCCGAGCAUCCAGUGCAACCUGCGUGGCAGCCAUUUUUUCGGGCGAAUCUUCGUCUUCAAAGUCGAAUCCAACCCACUUUGCUCAAGUGUUUCUACCGCAUUUACUACUUCAAGUACUUCUUGAGAAGGAGCAGGCGGUUCAACGAAGCUUACUAUCUGCGUGGAAACAAGUGGUCAGUAGGCUGUCGAAAGAAGAGCUACUAGUGCCUGUUGUUGCUGAACAAGUACCAAAGUGGAUGGAGUUACUGUGGUCGACGGAUGAGAUCAGCUGUUUAAACAACCUGUCCUCACGAGUAGUGUUUGCCGAGGCUGUUGGGUUUGCUGUUGCCCACGUUCCUCUUUCCAGUGCGUGCAUGACGCAGUCGGUUCAGUUAGUCCGCGAUGGCUUAAGCAGCAGCUCUGGAGAGCGUCAAUGUGGAGUGCUGCUUGCAUUGGCAAAAUGGGGCUACUAUGAGAAGCAUUUAAAUGCCGAAAACCCGCAAGAACAGUCACGACGAAUGCAGCAUUUACAAGACGCAAUUGGACCUUCUCUCGGGUCGUUUGCGGAGAAUCAGUGGAGGGCGGUUCAGCCUGAUGUAGCAGCAGAAUUCUACAUCGAGCAGCAUGGCUCAUUGAAACGAGUCGUGCAGAUGGAAGCUCGAAUUAUCGACAUCUUUUCGUCGGCAGGGAUCUCGCUUCAGUCAUCAGAAAGACCAGCCUCGGCGUCAGCAGCAGACAUUUCACGACAAAUCGCUGAACACAUCGCUCUGUUCCCCUACGAGGCCUUGCAAAGUUACCCGAACGAGUUUGAACUGGCACAUUUCAAGCGACAAGACGUGUUUUUGGUGGACGAACUGGUUCAACAAAGCUUCUCUCGCUUUUAUCACCGAAUACAAGGUCUGGGCAGUAGUGCGUACUGUGAAAUAGUCCCGAUUCCUACAAAGAGCGGCUUCUUGGUCAAAGCGCUGAUGAACUCGAUCAAGGAGGAAGACGAAUUUGCAUUCCGAACUAUUUCUUCGCAGACGAUUGCGGGCUUUGUGGUGGAUCAAGCACGCACUCAAAAGAAAUGUGUCGCAAAGAUCAUCUCCAAUCUCUGUAACAGUGCUGCAGCGUUGAAGACAAAAGUCCGAGUUGCUGGCGCGGAGGCAGCGUUGAGUGCGAUUUGCAAGCGCGCUGGAGAUUGUUUAUUUGAAACGUGUCAUGCGUUGGAGGAUGCCAUUUCCAAGGCCUGGAUGCAGCAAAAUACCGACGAGUUUACUAUCCAACGAAGCAUGCACUUAAUCACGCUGGUGGUGCCGCAUAUUACGAGUGGUGCGAUGAGGACCUGUUUAUCUUGGCUAGAUCGAAUGGCGCAAUUGAUGCAGCAGACUUGUGAAGACCAUCAAACGCGACGUAUGGUGGCUCAAGCUGUUGCAACUAUCUGCAAGAACGCUGAAGACCAACAUCGCGAGCAUGCGAUGCUCGUUGUAUACAACUCGAUCUUUGUGGCAUUUUCCAACCCUGGCACUGCGAAGACUGAAGCGCUUGAAGCUGCUGUGAUGGUGUUGGAUCGUAUCGUUCACACGCUUGGAGCUGACUUGACGCCAUACAUACCAAGUCUCGUUCAUUACGCGAUGAAGACCAUGAGCUCGCAGUCUAAACUUGUUCGCACUUUUGCUGCGGGGGUAUUUGCCGACUUGGUUCCCUUGAUUCCGCUUCAAAUGGAUCUCGAGCUUAGUGCUUCGGCCCGGUCGCUUCCUGGUUCGCUGAGAACAAUUGUGGAGGAAAACGCUGUUUCACGCAGUUUUCUCGAGAGUUUCACGGCUGGGAAGGCUGUUCAGCAUACCGAUGUGAAGUCUUGGUUAGCUCCUGAGACGUCAUUGCGCUUGUAUCAACAGCACGGAGUGGACUGGCUCAGCUUUAUGGCCAAGAACAAUCUCCACGGAAUUCUUGCGGAUGAUAUGGGUCUUGGUAAAACACUACAGACGCUAUCUGCUAUGGCAGCCACGUUAGGAACGACAGAUGCCGCCACGCCUUGCAUUAUUGUUUGUCCACCCAUCAUCGUUCAUCACUGGAUUCACGAGGUCAAGAAGUACAUUCCUGGCGUCUUUCAUUCCGUCGUCGAUUAUUCACUGCCAGCGAGUGAUCGGAAGCGUUUACGUCGCAGGAAUGGUAUCUCGAUAUCGUAUCAUGGUCCGACGUUGCUCGUGACGACUUACUCGAUUCUGCGUACUGAUAUUGAGUACUUACGAGCAGCGGACUUUGCGUAUGUGGUGCUUGACGAGGCGCAUUUGAUUCGAAACCCAUCCACGGGACUAUUUCGUGCGGUGUUAGAGCUUCACGCAUCGCAUCGUGUCGCCUUAAGCGGAACUCCGUUGCAGAAUAAUGUUAGCGAUUUGUGGGCUUUGUUCGAGUUCUUGAUGCCAGGAUACUUGGGCGACUUCGCUGUGUUUCGCCGCGAGUUUGUCCUCCCGAUAACUAAGUCGAAAGAACGAAAUGCCACGACGAAGCAGAAGGAGCAGGCAGCGAUCGCAAUCUCGAAAUUACACCAGAAGGUUCUACCAUUUAUUCUUCGGCGAACGAAAGACCAGGUGCUGGAAGAGCUACCCCCGAAAAUCAUCUCCAAUGUGCUGCUACCUCUUUCUCCGCUGCAGAGACGGCUUUAUGCGCUGGCGUCGUCGACAGAAGAUGAACACGUGCACUCAGAGCGAUCUACUCGAGCCACGAAGAAGCAAGAAACGCGUGUGGAUACACAACCAUUGACCAACGUGCUGACAAAUCUCCAACUACUUCGCAAGAUAUGCGUACACCCAGCGCUGGUUGCUGACGACGCAGUUACUCGAGGUCUGACUCUAAAGGAGAAGAGAGCGCUUGUGGACUGGAAGAGCUCGGGAAAGAUGACGGGAUUGCACGAUCUCUUGGUAGAGUGCUGCGACUUUGCGGCACGGGAUCAGAGCUCCGCGUCUGGUGAUGACGAUACCAGCUUCUCUCCUCAUCGGUGUCUGGUGUUCGCUCAUCUGCAGAAGACUCUGGAUCUCACGGAGCAAAUGUUGGAAAACGCGUUGCCUGGCGUGACAUAUCGUCGUCUGGAUGGUCGAACUCCACACACGAAGCGUGCCGAUAUUGUGCAGCAGUUCAAUGCUGAUCCUUCGAUCGACGUGUUGCUGUUGACUACAUCCGUUGGAGGCCUAGGACUCACACUCACUGGCGCCGACACUGUCAUCUUCCUUGAGCACUCGUGGAACCCCUUUGUCGAUCUGCAGGCAAUGGAUCGAGCACAUCGCAUUGGGCAGAAGCGUACAGUCCGCGUGUUCAGGCUUAUCAUGGAGAGAUCUCUUGAGGAACAUAUCGUAAACCUCCAGGAGUUCAAAGAGCAAGUUGCGGCUACGGUGGUGCAGAAGAGUGAUGCUCGAAGCAGCAUGAACACGAACACGAAGGGGGUGCUGAACUUACUACAAGCAUCAUCAUCCGCAGUGGCUGCGAAGGAGCUUCGACCAUCAGUUGCUGCAAAAAAGAAUGGCGAGGAUGAUCAGCACGUUGCAGCUGCACUGCCACAGGGAGCUCAAGAACUGCUCGACCAGAUUGGUGAGCUGUGGGACGAAUCUCAAUAUGAAUCCUUAGCGUUUCCCGAAGACGAGUGA
Molecule: messenger RNA, 4350 nt
Organism: Phytophthora infestans T30-4
Lineage: Eukaryota; Oomycota; Peronosporomycetes; Peronosporales; Peronosporaceae
Exons: 3
Coding region: 1-4350 (1449 amino acids)
Molecular function (GO): DNA binding; ATP-dependent chromatin remodeler activity; TBP-class protein binding
Source: RefSeq, a predicted model, not a curated record